This is a messenger RNA of Drosophila persimilis, 2091 nucleotides long. RefSeq names its product fukutin-related protein. The transcript is spliced from 3 exons. The record is from RefSeq and is a predicted model, not a curated record. The coding region runs from base 317 to 2032 and encodes 571 amino acids. NCBI's taxonomy places the organism in Eukaryota, Metazoa, Arthropoda, Insecta, Diptera, Drosophilidae. Gene Ontology annotation, biological process: protein O-linked glycosylation via mannose. Gene Ontology annotation, cellular component: Golgi apparatus.
ACAAAAACAAAAUUGAAAAGUGAUAAAAACAGGAAACAGGACCUAAAAUUACUGAACCGGAAGAGCGGAGAAAAAUGAAAAUCGAAUCUAAGAAUGUGCGACCAGCAUCCGGAGGAGCUUUGGGGCUUUAGGAUUCCUUUCGUUCCGCUCCUGGCAGCCAUGUAGAUGUAUAAGUGCGUAAGUGCAGGUGUCUACACCCAUCCUGGAGCACCGUACACACACCGUACCGUACACACACAGGGAGAUACCUACUAUAAAUAGUGAAUCGCGUAGAGUAGCAGCCGUAGCCGUACAACCUGUAGCGAAGAGUCCCAGGAUGAAGGUGCUCCGACUGCGAAUGGCGAAGCUGAUGCUGCUGGGCGUCCUGUUGGUCAAUCUGAUAUUCCUGUACUACACCUGGAACACGCUCCUCUGGCGCCGCAUUAGUAGGGUGCUAGCUGGUGACGAGAUGGAGCCCAAGGCCGCCCCUAAAUUGACGCCCAAGGAGAAGGUGCGCAACGCCAACAAGCACAUAAGGAAGAGCAUCACCAUCGUGUUCUAUGGACACUACAACUUUGAGCAGGACCUGCGGGCGAGCAUCGACAGCAUACUGGACGUGAUACCCAACAUGCCCAUCCUGGUGCUUCAGGAGGGCGGCACCGAGUACGCCUAUCCACCGGUGAGCUAUGAGCGAAACCUCACCGCUGGCGAGGAUCAGACUGUGACCUUCCUCAAUCUGGCCUUCGAUGUGAGACACACGCGACAGGAGCUCGAUCCGUUGGCCGCCAUUCGCACCAAGUACGCCCUCCUCAUGCCGGACAGUGUCCGGCUGAACAGCAAGAAUCUGCUCCAGAAGAUCCUGCGCGAGAUCAACACGAUCGGCGUGGCCGGGGCCCAGGCACAGCCCAAGGAACAGCGACUGGCCGUUCCGCCGGAGGAGACGGUGCGCCGCAUGGUGCUGGUCCCCUUUGCGGGCAAUCUCAAGUCAUUCAGCAGCUGUGCGCGGAUGAGAAUGGAUCUGCCCAACUGGACGCUGGAGAUAGUGGCAACUAAUGACAGUCGGCGCUGCGAUUUGUUUCUACAAAAGCACGCGAUCCUGUUGGAUGUGGCCGCUCUGGGUGCGAUGCCCGAACCUUUCGCCCUGCCCUUCCCAGAGAUGCUGUACAUACAGGCAAAGAUUGCCAAUUUAUCGACCACCGUAUUCUCACAUGCCUUCCAGGAGGGAAGACGUCUCUUCGCCUCGUUCCACACUAAGCAGCGCCGCAUGGAGCUGCGUCGCCGCCAGUUCCGGGAGAUGUACAAGCGGUUGCAGAUUAAGAGGAUCGUGCGACGGGCGUACACGGUGCUCGGCAAGCCACCGGCCAGAGAGAGCAGCUGGCAGUUCCACCAGGGCGUGCUGGAUGCCCAGUUCUCCAGCUCCAACAUGUCACUGCCGUUGGUCACGGACAUCGAUCUCUUCGGUUGCGAGCGUACCACAAAGUCCUGCAUCGGCACCGUGUACAACAAUCGGCCGUUCUACUCGUAUCUGGACAAGCACACCCCACCCUGCUGCCUGGACAAGCUGCGGACCACUUUCAACCAUGUGCUGGAAGAGUUCGAGAACGUGGGCAUACGCUACUGGCUGGACAACAAUGCACUGAAAAGCGCCGUGGAGACCAACGCCAUCUCACCGGAUGCCUACGACAUUGACAUCAGCUUCAAUGUGCACGACCUGGAGCGCUCCAACGCGAUGAAGAAGUCGCAGAGCAAGCCGUAUGUGGAUAACGAGGGCUUCUACUGGAUCAAGGCCACCGACGGACACUACUUUCGCGUCCAAUUCUCGAAGCCCAACCAGGUGGGAGUCAAUCUGUUGCCCUACGAGAUCAAAGGCGCCGAGGUGCGAGCCAGUGGCUUCUUUGGCUGGAAGGCAAGCACAUUUGCAGCGGAUUUUCUCCAUCCCAUGUCCACGGUGCUGUUUCUCGGCAAGAGUGUCAUGUGCCCCAACAAUGUGCUCGAGUAUCUGGAGGCGAAGCACAUCAAAGUCCAGUCCCAAGAUAUGGCCAUGGACGACUAGAAGUUUUAGAGGAUAUAGAAGAUGUCUAGUUACAAUUUAGUUAAGGUUUUAGCAUAGAU